UUUGGAGCUAUUUCUAGGGUUUGAAUCAACAUUUACCCUUGUCAACAAGUCGGCCUUGAAAUCCCUUGGAACGCCUCACAUGUUUCCUACUAUUUUAGCCGUGAUUCAUUGGCUUGUACAUAUUGCAAUGUAUAACGAGCACCUUGCAAAUUCCACGAAGUCACACUCGAUUUCUGGUGACAACAUGUUCAUCUAUACUCUGAAUACUUACCUGCUUUACAUAAGGGGUAACGACGAUGCAAUUGAAGGGGAAGAUGAAAAUUUCAUGGAGAAGUUACACCAGGUCAAAUCAGGAGAUUUGAAGGAUUUGGAGGCAAAACUGGAGACAAUGAAGUCUGGGCCAUCAGAGUUCGAUCCGGGAGGAAACAGUGUUUUCCUACAUUCAUGUCACAGGGAUCGCUCUAUCAGCCAUGAUCCAUGUUCUAAACGUUUCGUUCCCAAUCAUGAACAGAUCUUAAAGCUGGAAGGGGAAAUUUCAUACAUUCCAGUGGUCAGGGAUAUUAACAACAAAUGUGGGAAUGAAGAAGGCAGCACAGACAAACGGAUUCUUCCAUGGAUGGUUGAUGGGGCUGGACUUCCACUUAAUGUUGCAGACCUUCUACCUACACUGGUAAAGCUGACUAAAAAAGUUACUGAACAAGUGAGACUUCUAGCAGGUCACUAUAUUGGGAAUGAUGUGAUAGAUGAAAAUGCAGCUGGUGAAGGGAUUUAUGAUUACUACUGGACAUAUGCUCUAAACUAUGAUGAGACAAAUGCAGGGAUAACCAAGUAUUGUGGCUAUGGUUCUGGGAAUUUCUCAGCAGAGUGUCUUCAUUAUCAAAGCCAAUCAGGUAGUGAAUAUGGUGAUAUUGAUAUUUACAACAUCUAUGCACCAUUCUGUGAUGGAAGUAUCCAUAAACAUCCCACUAGAUCUGUCAAGAACUUUGAUCCUUGCUCUGAUGAUUAUGUCUUAUCAUAUCUGAAUCGAGCAGAUGUGCAAGAAGCUCUUCGUGUCCGAAAUACCUCGUGGGGAUUUUGCAUUGGUAUUGGAAUGAUAGACAGCCCAACAACCAUUUUGCCUAUUAUCACUCAACUUAUUGAAAAUGGAAUUAGUAUAUACAGUGGUGACACGGAUGGACGGGUCCUAGUAACCUCCUCAAGUUCAGUAAAACCUGAUGUUCUAGAAGAGGAAGGAGAAGGUGAUUUUGGGAGGUCACAACCUGCAUCUGAUGCACUGUCAAAAGAGGUGAGCAAACAAAUAUUGGAACUAUACGAACAAAACAAAGUGGCACCAGCUCAGACAAGUGAAGUGGUUGACGGGACUACAGGUGGCGGGUGAAUCAAAAGGGGGUUGCUGCCACGAGAGCUGUUGGAUAUUUUUUGAUGAAAUGCUCUAGUUAGAUAUAUUUUUCCAUAAAAGACUAAGUGAACUGCUUGAAUUCUAGAGAAUAUAAAGGUUGCAAUUUUAGGUAAUUGAUUACAAAAUGUGUCUCAUAGAGGAAGGAAAGUAAUGCAUCAAACAAGGGUAUAUAAGCAAUUUGGUAGUAUCAAAUUAGUCGCUAAAGAAUCAAAAAACCAUAAGCAAUUUUACCCUACUUAUCAAUCUAAUAAUCCUAUAAUGGAACUUAUAAGUAGGUUAAUAAAAAAAUACAUUGUAUUUAUGUAUAAUAAUGAGGUUUUUUUAAUUGCUGUGAGUCUCACAAUUGCAUCAAUUCAAACUACAUUUUGUUAUUUUGUAGCUUUGAAUACCGAUUGAGGGUUAGUCUUGGACCUGUUGGAGACUUGUUUUUAACAUCUCGUGUCAGAAAUACAAACACAGAUCGAAAACCAUUUUCUUUCACUUUUGCAUAUAAAACCAAUUUUUCUGUUUCAGAUAUCAGUGAAAUCCAUGUAGAAGGAUUGAAGACACUGAAAUUAAGCACAAGAUACGGAAGGUAGCUCCGACUUGGGACAUGGAGGCUGAUGAACGAGACAAUUACACACAUAUUCCAGUAAGAAACAGAGUUAGAUGAUUAUUUGAUAGUUAGGAAUGUAUAACCCAUGUUAGCCCUG
Lactuca saligna is the source of this 2031-nucleotide messenger RNA. Lineage: Eukaryota; Viridiplantae; Streptophyta; Magnoliopsida; Asterales; Asteraceae. The record is from the annotation of a GenBank genome assembly.